AUGCCCUGCACCCCCGAGCCCUCGACCGCCGCAGAGCCCGCUACCGCUCUUCCUCCUCCUCCUCAGUCGCCCGCCAGACCGCGAUUUCGCCUCCGGAAACGAACAGCCUCGAAUCUCUCGGCUCCGACCAAGCAAUUCCUGGCCUCCGUCGCCGCUGCUGAUGUCCCCAUCCCGAGCAUCGAAGAGCCUAGUGUGCUGGACGAAGACAUGAUCGACUCUGCCUACCCUUCCAUCUCUGGCGACAUUGAACAAAUCGACUUUUACCAUUCCGCGCGGCCAACCUUUUCCAAGCGCAACUUUUCGCCACCCAAGACCCCCUUGCCUGGCGUGGUGCCUCUUCUCGAGCCCCAUCAGUUCCCCGAUUGGUCCCUGGGCAGCACCCUCGGUAGCCUGGAAUCCAGCCCAGACUACGAAUCCAGUCGCCCAUCUACUGCGCGAUCGACGCAGACAAGCUCUUCUCUCUUUAGCAGAUAUUCGGUAGCCUCAGAGGAGCUGAGCCAAUGCGUCAGCCCCGAGACUGAGUUGACCGACCGUUUCGGCAGCUUUCUUUCUGCUGAGGAUGCGCAUCGCGCUACCAAACCCCGUCCCGCCUCUAUUAGAACCAGGAAAGCCCCUUGGACCCGAGCCAUGAGCCACCACCUGUGGGCAACUUACAUGAUCUAUCUGCAAGACCCCAAGGUGACCCCAUUUCGGAUCGGCAAGAGUGGCAUUCCCCCUCACGGCGUCUGUCUCAGAGUCGCUCGCGAAGCUAAGCGAAGCUGGCGACGAUCAAAGCCGUCUACGCAACCUCCAAGAAGCCGCAAUACGACGCCCACGGCAGCAUCUCUCCGGCCUGCCUCGCAGUGGCCCCAUACCUGCGCUGCCACCCGCGGCCACCUGCGCGAACUGUGCAAGACAAGCACCGGCUCAGCCGCGCGCAUCAAUCGCUACAACGCCAACAGCCCGACACCGUUUGGCAGAACCGCCAGUCGCUACUGGAAUCGCCGCUCUGCGCCACCGAAGCAGCAACACUCUGUCUUUUCCGGGUCCGAAAUGGCCAUGUCUCUGAGCAUGAGCACAAGCGAGUCUAUGCAGCCGCAUGGACCUUUGGCGCGACUGGGUGCGUUACGAUACGACGCCAACUCUACCGCUCCACCGCCUUCUCUCGACACAGAACCCGCACCUCUACUUGCAGACCGCGCGUCGCUAGGCUCCCCCUUUGUCGUCAAGAGCUGUGGUCCCAGCGUCUCCAACACGCUUGGGGAUCCUUUUGGCCUCUCCGAGGCGCCUGUACGCCAGAACCAGACGACCGGAGCCCGGAACCGCAGCCUAGGGUCACCAGCCAGGCUAGUCCAGAGCAAGCCGAGCUCCCAGAAGCGGCGUCAGGCGGUGCUGGAACCCCGCCGGCGCAAGCGUCCCAGCCUGGGCAACGACUUUUGGACGGACCCGUCUGACAAUCAUGAUGGCAGCUCGCAUGCCUUUGCCGAGUUUUGCUCCACAGCGUCGCGCGAUCGCGACGGCCUGUUUGUGCCUCGCGCCAACCUUCAGCAGCUCUUUGACAGCGCCGCUUCGCAACCCUCUGGUCCGCUGUACUCGGCCCUCAGCGGCCCGAUGACUGUACAGCCAACGCUGCGCAAUGACCCGGCCGCGCGUCUAGGCUCGCCCUUUGCCAUGGCCAGCACGAGCCAGUCGUUUCCGAACCGCUUCUCGAGCCCAGGCCGCAUUGAGAUGAGCGCCCUGCGCCGGCCCUACGCGACGGUCCAGGAGAGCAAUGCUGCGGAGAGCAGCAAGAACAACAGCUCUCUGGCGGAUCGCCUGGCCUACGUCGAUGAGCGUCUUCGGUCAAUCAACCGCCCUGAAGAGGAGCCCCGCCGCUCCCAGUCGCCGCAGUGA
Akanthomyces muscarius is the source of this 1872-nucleotide messenger RNA. RefSeq lists its product as uncharacterized. The transcript has a single exon. Bases 1 to 1872 code for a protein of 623 amino acids. NCBI's taxonomy places the organism in Eukaryota, Fungi, Ascomycota, Sordariomycetes, Hypocreales, Cordycipitaceae. The record is from RefSeq and is a predicted model, not a curated record.